AACACGGUAAACUGUAAGAUUCUGUGAUGGAUAAUGUUUCAGUUAUUACUAUGUUUACUCUGUCUGGUUUAAAUGGGACAACGAACUACAGAGUUACUCUGUUUGCUCUCACUUUACUGUGUUAUUGUCUGAUUUGGUUGGUAAAUGUGACCAUUAUUGUGACAAUCAUUAUGGACAAAAGCCUUCAUGAACCCAUGUACAUCUUCCUCUGUAAUCUGUGCAUCAAUGGACUUUAUGGGACAGCAGGAUUUUAUCCCAAAUUCCUUGUGGAUCUUCUAUCCAACAUUCAUGUAAUCUCUUACGCUGGAUGUUUCCUGCAGGGUUUUGUGUUGCACUCUUCAGCUUGUGCUGAUUUCUCUCUUCUAGUGCUAAUGGCCUAUGACAGAUAUGUGGCUAUAUGUCGACCUCUGGUAUACCACUCUGUGAUGACUACACAAAAAAUUUGUCUGCUUGUGUUUUUAGCUUGGCUUGUUCCCUUUAACCUGUUGUUUCUGAGCACAAUAACCACAUUAAGAUCGAGGUUAUGUGGCUCACACAUACCUAAAAUCUACUGUAUUAAUUUUUUGAUUGGUAAACUAGCUUGUUCUGCCUCCAUAGCAAAUGUUAUUGUUCCAGCUUUUAAUUAUACUUUUUAUUUUGGCCAUGUAAUUUUUGUUGUUUGGUCUUACAUAUAUAUGAUCAGAACAUGCUUAACAUCCAAAGAGAACAGGAGUAAAUUUAUGCAGACAUGUUUGCCACAUUUAUUCUGUUUAAUAGUUGUUGUUGGAUCUUUGCUUUUUGAUUUGUUGUACAUGAGAUUUGGCUCAAAAGAUAUAUCACAAAGUGUUGAGAAUUUUAUGGCAAUAGAAUUUCUUGUUGUCCCUCCAAUUAUAAAUCCCCUGAUCUAUGGUUUCAAAUUGACACGAAUAAGAAAUCGAAUUCAAAGUUUUAUGUGCAGUAAAAGUUCAGUUUUUAGAUAAACUUAUGAGUUGGAAAAAUCUGUUUGUGUCUGUAUGUGAUUUGGGAGAAAUACUUUUGACGCUAACAAUAUUGUAUUGUUGUAUCAGUAAACAAUGUGACAGUUGUACUUUACCACCAUUCCAGGUUGUACAGUACAAAUAUACCAACACAGGACUUAAAGAAAGCAACAUGAAAAGCAGGCCAACUACAUUUAUCUAACAAUUAUGUUUUAAUGUUUCUCCAACCACAUCACAUUUAAUGUAUUGUCAGCCAUAUGUUGCUUUCAAUAAAUCUCUACUGGAUCAUAAAA
Molecule: messenger RNA, 1249 nt
Organism: Dicentrarchus labrax (European seabass)
Lineage: Eukaryota; Metazoa; Chordata; Actinopteri; Moronidae
Product: olfactory receptor 6C1-like
Exons: 1
Coding region: 27-959 (310 amino acids)
Biological process (GO): G protein-coupled receptor signaling pathway
Cellular component (GO): membrane
Molecular function (GO): olfactory receptor activity; G protein-coupled receptor activity
Source: RefSeq, a predicted model, not a curated record